This is a messenger RNA of Camelus dromedarius (Arabian camel), 3105 nucleotides long. RefSeq names its product protein WWC3-like. Gene Ontology annotation, cellular component: cytoplasm. The coding region runs from base 127 to 2991 and encodes 954 amino acids. Gene Ontology annotation, biological process: negative regulation of organ growth; regulation of hippo signaling; cell migration. Lineage: Eukaryota; Metazoa; Chordata; Mammalia; Artiodactyla; Camelidae. Gene Ontology annotation, molecular function: molecular adaptor activity; kinase binding. The record is from RefSeq and is a predicted model, not a curated record. The transcript has 15 exons.
AGGAGGAAUAUCAGCAGCUGCACAAAAUGUGUGAGGACGACACCUGCUCCUAUGCUAGCUAAUGUCAUAUGCUUGGAAUCAUACAGCAUGUAGAGUUUCAGAUUGGCUUCUUUCACUUACAAUAUCAUGGUGUCACAUAUCCAGCAGCAGCUGGCCCAGCUGGAUACUGAGUCCUGGCCGGGCAUGGCCGAGGCAGACAGGGACUGGCUGCAGCUCAUCAAGGAGAAGGAAGCCCUGCUUCAGGAGCUGCAGCUCAUCAUCCAGCAGAGAAGGCCCAGGGAGGACGUGGCGCGGCUGGAGGAAGAGCGGUGGCACCUGGAGGAGGAGAUCCAGCGAGCCUGGGCCACGUCGAUGCAGGGCGCCACAGAAAGAAUUCUACUUCAGAAAAAAAGAAACUGUCUGCAUAUCCAGUUGGAAGAAGCUACUCGAUUAAUAUCCUAUCUCCAGUCCCAGUUAAAAAGCCUGUCCGCCAGCACCCUGACGGUGUCCUCGGGGAGCAGCCGCGGCUCGCUGGCCUCCAGCCGCGGCUCGCUGGCCUCCAGCCGGGGCUCCCUGAGCUCCGUCAGCUUCACCGACAUCUACGGCCUCCCGCAGUACGAGAAGCCCGACGCCGCCGAGGGCGGCCAGCCUCUGCGCUUCGACCUGGUCCCCUUCGACUCCCUGGGCCGGGACGCCCCCUUCACCGAGCCCCCGGGCCCCUCCGGCUUCCACAAACAGAGGCGCUCCCUGGACACGCCCCAGUCCCUGGCGUCCCUGUCCUCCCGCUCCUCCCUGUCCUCGCUGUCCCCGCCCAGCUCGCCCUUGGACACGCCCUUCCUCCCCGCCUCGCGCGACGCGCCCUCGGCCCCGCUGGGGGACGGCGGCUUCGAGGUGCCGGGACUGGGCGCCCUGGACCGGCUGCGGGCUCAGGCGUCCGCUCCGGGGGACGAAGACCUGCCGGCCACGGCGGCCCUGCAGCCGCACGGGUUCCCCGGGGACGGGGAAGGACCUCGCGAGCGAGGACCCCCAGCGGCUGCGGCUCCCACGGGUGCAAUAGUGACUUUUCGAGAAGACAGCGCCAAGAGGCUGGAGCGGAGGGCGCGCCGCGUUUCUGCAUGUGUGUCGGAUUACUUGCUGGCCUGCGACAACAGGGUGUUUGAACCCCCCACCAAAAAGAGUGAAGAUGCUGACGAGCCUGCGCAUGGGGACGCUGGCGGGAAGGAGGGGCCCCGCAUCCACGUGGGACUUUUGCUCGACAGUGCCAGCGAGUGCCUCCUGGUCAAAGUGCUGCAGCUGCAGAACUUCGCGGGGCGGGUGCUGAGGGAGGACUGCAGAGUACACAUCCGGGUCUAUCUGCCACCGCUUGACUCCAGCACGCCAAACACUUACUGCUCUAAGGCUCUGGAAUCCCAAGGCCCCCUUGUAUUUAAUGAAGUUUUCAGAAUCCCUGUGCAUUCGAGCAUGCUGAUGUUGAAGUCCCUUCAGUUGUAUGUGUGCUCAGUGAAUCAGCCGCUGCAGGAAGAACUGCUGGGCAUCGCUGAGAUUAACCUGGCCGACUACGACGGUUCGGACGAGAUGCAGCUGCACUGGUACUCCGUCCAGGUGUUCCCUGGCCCCGCGCUGCCCCGGCGGGAGGACAAGCGGCCAGGAGAUGGUGCCUCCCGGGACCCCGUGCCCACUGCCUCGGGGAAGAAGGAUGCGGUGACAGUGUUGCUGGCUAGAACCACAGCCCAGCUGCAGGCAGUGGAGAGGGAGCUGGCCGAGGAGCGAGUCAAGCUGGAGUACACAGAGGAGGAGAUCCUGGAGAUGGAGCGGAAGGAGGAGCAGACCGAGGCUGUGUCCGAGUGGAGUUGGCAAGCCAACUCGGUGGAUAGUGGCUGCAGCAGCUGUGCCCAGACCAGCCCCCCACACCCAGAGCCCUGCUGCGUUGGCAUCGACUCCAUCCACAGACAGACGUUUGCGGGCCAGGCGGAUCCUUACAGCCCCGAGAAACUUCGGCCCCCAACUAUUAAGCCCUGCAGGUCCUUGGUGGUUGAGCUAGUGGCCCGCACGUCCCGGGACCUGGAACUGGACCUCCAGGCGUUGCGGACGCGGCAGUGGCAGCUGAACAAGGAGCUGGGCGCCCUGUGCGAGCUGUGCCAGCGCCUGGAGGACGCUCAGCUGCAAGGCCACACCGACCUCCCGGCCUGGGUGCUGCGGGACGAGCGCUUCCGGAGCCUGCUGCAGGAGGCCGAGAGGCAGACAAGACAGACCAAACGUGACUUCCAUCAAGAGCAGGCAGCCGAGAAGAUGCUGAAGAAGGCCUCCAAAGGGGUGUGCCAGCUGCGCGGGCAGAACCUCAAGGAGCCCAUCCAAGUGCAGACGUUCAGGCUCCUCCUGAGCACCCCCAACCUGCAUUGGGACCAGGCCUCCCCCGCCUUGCUGAGACACUUUUCACCUGAAGCCACCAGCUCCUUGCCCUCUCUGUUGUCAAACGUCUGUCCCCAGUGCAGUCCUUGGGCUCCCGCGCCCGCGGGGCCGUGGGAGGUGAGGCCCCAGGAUGCCAUGGUGGCUGCUGUUGCUGCCGCUGCUGCUGCGUGUCCCCGUUGCUCAGCUCCUGGAGAAUCUCUGAGGCGCACAUGGCCAACACCCUCACGAGGGGCUCCGUUGGCCGGUCGGCCGGCCACCCCCACCCGACCACUAGUGGAGCUGUUCGGAGUCCGCCCGGCCUGCGGCUGCUCAUCCUUCACCCCGGGGGCGCCCUCACAGGGUUGGCACGGUUGUGCCCUCCCCAGAGCUUCGCAGGCGGUCGCAGAAGGUCCUAGAGCAUCGACUGCAUCAUUCUGCCGGGUCCGUCAAUGCCCGCUUGACAGGGGUGAAUGCUCCAGACGUGGGCAGCCGCUCUCCUUCGAAAACGCGGUCUCCGGCAGGACGGCGAGGGCAAAAGAGGACAGGGGCAGUGACGUCGGUGUGGUUCCAGCUUCGGCUUUGCCUCCCACAGUCCGCGCGGUUACUGCUUCAGAGGCAGCCUGAGACCGCUUCUCCUGAUUUGCAAAUAUUUUAUCCCACUCUAGAAAUUGCCGUUUUCCUUUUUUUUUUUUUUUUUGUAUAAUGUUCCUAGGAAGCCUUCCCCCAAAUGUUCAAUUU